GUUUCUGCCUUCCCUGUCUUGUCUAUAGUCAUCGAAAGAUUGAGAUCAAGACCGAAAGCAUGGCUGACCUGAAGCAACUCAUGGACAAUGAAGUAUUGAUGGCCUUUUCCACCUACGCAACCAUCAUUCUUACCAAGAUGAUGCUCAUGAGCUUUGUAACGGCCUUGAAGAGGAUAAACAACAAGGUUUUUGCCAACCCAGAAGACUGUGUUGCCUUUGCCAAGGGAGAGAAUGCCAAGAAGUUUCUUCAGGUUGAUGAAAGGGUGGAACGUGUACGAAGAGCCCACCUGAACGACAUUGAAAACAUCAUUCCCUUUUUCGGCAUUGGCCUUCUGUACUCCCUGAGUGGCCCAGAUCUCUCUACAGCCCUCAUGCACUUCAGACUCUUUGUCGGCGCUCGGCUCUACCAUACUGUUGCCUACUUGACUCCCCUUCCUCAGCCAAACAGGGGUGUGUCAUUUUUCAUUGGCUAUGGAGUCACUCUGUCAAUGGCUUACAGGCUGCUAAAGAGUAGAUUAUACCUGUAAAGAGAAUUGUGAUUCUCAUCAUCUCAUU
This is a messenger RNA of Acomys russatus (golden spiny mouse), 555 nucleotides long. RefSeq names its product microsomal glutathione S-transferase 1 (gene Mgst1). Gene Ontology annotation, molecular function: glutathione transferase activity. The transcript is spliced from 3 exons. Gene Ontology annotation, cellular component: mitochondrion; membrane. Lineage: Eukaryota; Metazoa; Chordata; Mammalia; Rodentia; Muridae. Bases 60 to 527 code for a protein of 155 amino acids. The record is from RefSeq and is a predicted model, not a curated record.